Cololabis saira (Pacific saury) is the source of this 2784-nucleotide messenger RNA. It is a transcript of the gene ddx54, whose product is annotated as DEAD (Asp-Glu-Ala-Asp) box polypeptide 54. The record is from RefSeq and is a predicted model, not a curated record. The transcript is spliced from 20 exons. Lineage: Eukaryota; Metazoa; Chordata; Actinopteri; Beloniformes; Belonidae. Gene Ontology annotation, cellular component: nucleus. Bases 120 to 2672 code for a protein of 850 amino acids. Gene Ontology annotation, molecular function: RNA binding; ATP binding; RNA helicase activity.
ACACACACACACGUGUUUCCAAGAUGUCGACUGACUGUGGUGUUGUGUUUUGAGACGAUACAAACUUAUUUAAAGGCGGUUAACUUAGUCCUGUUUUAAAACGACAUCAAAAGCACAGUAUGGCUCAGAGAAAGAAGUUCACGAAGAAGAGGAGACACCCAAAUAAGCGUGACGGUGGAGACUUCGAGCUGGCCGCCGAGAUCAAAGAUGAUGAUUCCCCUGGGAGGAAUCUGUCACGCUUUCCUUCGGCAUCAGAGUGCUUGUCAGAUGUGGAGCCCGACACUAGGCAGCUGGUCAGAGCCCAAAACAAGAAGAAAAAGAAGUCUGGAGGGUUUCAGUCCAUGGGUCUGAGCUACCCUGUUUAUAAAGGUGUCAUGAAGAAGGGUUACAAAGUCCCAACACCCAUUCAAAGAAAGACCAUCCCUCUGAUUCUGGAUGGAAAGGAUGUUGUUGCUAUGGCAAGGACUGGCAGUGGUAAGACUGCUGCUUUCUUGGUGCCUAUGUUUGAGAAGCUGAAAGCCCCUCAAGCUACAGGAGCCAGAGCCCUCAUCCUGACACCCACCAGAGAGUUGGCUCUACAGACCAUGAAGUUCACUAGAGAGUUGGGAAAAUUUACUGGCCUCAAGACUGCUUUGGUUCUUGGCGGAGACAGAAUGGAGGAUCAGUUUGCUGCUCUCCAUGAAAACCCUGACAUAAUUAUCGGCACUCCUGGUCGCCUGAUGCACGUCAUUAAGGAGAUGAACCUGAAACUGCACAGUGUGGAGUACGUGGUGUUUGAUGAGGCCGACAGGCUGUUUGAGAUGGGUUUUGCUGAGCAGCUUCAGGAGGUCAUCCAGAGGUUUCCAGAAACCAGACAGACACUCUUGUUUUCUGCCACUCUUCCCAAACUCUUGGUGGAAUUUGCCAGAGCUGGGCUGACGGAGCCUGUGCUGAUUCGGUUGGAUGUGGAUUCUAAACUCAGUGAUCAGAUUGCGCUGUCAUUCUUUUACUCGCGCGUGGACGACAAACCUGCACUGCUGCUGCACCUCCUGAGGAACGUGGUGAAGCCUCAGGAGCAGACGGUCGUCUUUGUUGCCACCAAACAUCAUGUAGAGUACGUCAAGGAGCUGCUUUCUUUAGAAGGCAUAGACUGUGCCUUCAUCUAUAGUGCCCUUGAUCAGACUGCCAGAAAGAUCAACAUCGGCAAAUUUGUGCACCGGAAAGCCAUGGUGCUGAUUGUGACUGACGUUGCUGCUCGUGGUAUAGACAUCCCCCUGCUGGACAAUGUAAUCAACUACAACUUCCCCUCCAAGGCCAAGCUUUUCUUGCACAGAGUUGGCCGUGUGGGCCGUGCGGGCCGCAGUGGAAGAACAUACAGCAUGGUUUGCCCAGAUGAAAUGCCUUUGGUGUACGACCUCCACCUCUUCCUUGGAAGGCCUGUUCAGUUCUCCACACUUGAGCACACACAAGAUUCAGAUGGUGUGUUUGGUAGAGUCCCUCAAAGCAUCUUGGAUGAUGAAGGUUCUCAUCUCAUUGCCACCCACGAGAACUCCCUGGAGCUACAGAACCUGCAUCAUGUCUCUGAGAACGCAUACAAGCAAUACCUAAAGUCCAGGCCAAAUCCCUCCCCAGAGUCCAUCAAACGGGUCAAAAACACAGAUCUGAGCAGCAUGGCUGUCCAUCCGUUACUCUGUUCUGGUUUAGAGAACAUGGAGCUAGAACGCAUUCACAUGGUCGAUACGAUUAAGGGCUACAAAUCCAAAGCUACGAUCUUCGAAAUCAACUCCAGCAGUAAGACAUCUGCCAGUGAGGUGAUGCGGACAAAACGCUCCAAGGACAUGAAGAUAGUGGACAAAUUCAGCAGGACGAAGGCGGACCUGGCUGCAGGCAGCAAGCUGUCACUCAAGCCCAUGACCAUCGCUGACGGUGACAGCGAGGAGGAGGAUGAUUUAAAGGGGGUGUUCUCAGAGGUGGUGGGUGGUAAGAGAAGAGUCCCACAAGAAGAUGGAGAAGAACGACCAAAUAAGAAAAGGAAGCAAACGGGCAAGGAUGAGGAGUUUUACAUCCCUUACAGACCUAAAGACUUUGACUCUGAGAGAGGAUUAAGUCUCGGUGGAGAGACUAGUAAUUUUGAGCAGCAGGCCUCCUCAGCUGUCCUCGACCUCAUGGGAGAUGAGGGUGACCGCUUAAACCAGCACAAAAACAUCAUGAGAUGGGACCGUAAGAGGAAGCGAUUUGUGAGAGACACAGGAAAGGAGGACCAGAAGACGAAGAUCAGAACAGAGAGCAACCAGGUCAUUAAUAACAAGAAGAAAAAGAAGAACUUCUAUGAGGAGUGGAAGAAAAACUACAAGAUUGAUGAUGCAGGAUCUGGCUCGGAUGGAGAAACCGGAGGAGGAGCAGCAGGGAGGAGGCCACCAGGAGGUCGUGGUCGUGGCCGUGGUCGCCGAGGCCCGAGCUCCCGCAGCUCCGGUGGACCACAGGUGACGCCCGGUGGCCGCAGGAUACGGUCCGAACUCAAAACCAGCGCACAGAUUCUGAAGCAGCGCAAGAUUAGGGAGAAGCAGGAGUUCCUGCAGGGCGGAGGGAUGAAAAGAAUCCGCUCUAAGGGCAAGCAGUUUCUCGGAGAGGUGAAGAGGUCUGGUUUUGGACGGGGGAGUCAAAAGAAGGGCAAGAUGAAGAAGAGACUGUGAGCGGCACUUAAGAAGUGGUCACUGCCAGGGGCUAAAUGGGGUACCAACAAUGUCUGUAUUAUAUUUUAUUGGUGCUUUGUGAGUUAAUAAAGAAGAAGCUGGUUUGAUGAAA